This is a messenger RNA of Pocillopora verrucosa, 3589 nucleotides long. Lineage: Eukaryota; Metazoa; Cnidaria; Anthozoa; Scleractinia; Pocilloporidae. The record is from RefSeq and is a predicted model, not a curated record.
GUCCACGAAAUCAUCUCCACUAAAAGGGACGAUGGGUUGGAUACGAGCACUUUUUCUGUCGACUGUUGUCCUGCAAGUGUACCAGUCACGGGAAGUAAAUGGAAGAUCAAUCCCCCGUCCAGUGUGCCGUGCCCGGGUCGACUUGGCUUUCGUCAUCGAUGGUUCAGGAAGCAUCGAGCAGUAUGGCAAAGGAAACUUCCGACGAUGCCUCAACUUUGUCAGAGCGAUUGUCAGCCGCUUCAACUUUAGAGGCGGGCAAACCCGAGUAGGGGUCGUACUGUACUCGUCAAGGCCUCGACUGAUCUUCGACUUUCGACGUUAUCGUUCCAAAGGACAAAUUCUAAAUGCCGUUAGUCGCAUACGAUACCCCAGGGGUAGUACGAGGACCGGAUAUGCUAUGCGGUACUGUUAUAGCCGGGUGUUCCGAUAUGCACGGAGAGGAGUUCGUAAGGUUGCUAUAGUAAUGACUGAUGGAAGAUCAUAUGACAGUGUGGUGUCUCCUGCAAAUUUGUUCCGACGAGCAAACAUCAAAUGUUAUGCGGUUGGAAUCGGUCGGAAAUACAACAGUAGACAGCUCUUACAAAUAGCGGCAGGACGUAGAAGUCACGUGAUAACAGCCGGGUUUAGACAAUUGGGCUCUAUAGUGGGUACUAUACAACGACGAGCAUGUAGAGGUACACGUCCUAUUAGACCACCAGUAAGACCAGGAACAGGAGCGUGCCGUGCCCGGGUCGACCUGGCUUUCGUUAUCGAUGGCUCAGGAAGCAUCGAGCAGUAUGGCAAAGGAAACUUCCGACGAUGCCUCAACUUUGUCAGAGCGAUUGUCAGCCGCUUUAACUUCAGAGGCGGGCAAACCCGAGUAGGAGUUGUAUUGUACUCGUCAAGGCCUCGACUGAUCUUCGACUUUCGACGUUAUCGUUCCAAAGGACAAAUUCUAAAUGCCAUUAGUCGCAUACGAUACCCCAGGGGUAGUACGAGGACCGGAUAUGCUAUGCGGUACUGUUAUAGCCGGGUGUUCCGGUAUGCACGGAGAGGAGUUCGUAAGGUUGCUAUAGUAAUGACUGAUGGAAGAUCAUAUGACAGUGUGGUGUCUCCUGCAAAUUUGUUCCGACGAGCAAACAUCAAAUGUUACGCGGUUGGAAUCGGUCGGAAAUACAAUAGUAGACAGCUCUUACAAAUAGCAGCAGGACGUAGAAGUCACGUGAUAACAGCCGGGUUUAGACAAUUGGGCUCUAUAGUGGGUACUAUACAACGACGAGCAUGUAGAGGUACACGUCCUGUCAGACCUCCAGUAAGACCACCAAGAGGGGCGUGCCGUGCUCGGGUCGACUUGGCUUUCGUCAUCGAUGGUUCAGGAAGCAUCGAGCAGUAUGGCAAAGGAAACUUCCGACGAUGCCUCAACUUCGUCAGAGCGAUUGUCAGCCGCUUUAACUUCAGAGGCGGGCAAACCCGAGUAGGAGUCGUACUGUACUCGUCAAGUCCUCGUCUGAUCUUCGACUUUCGACGUUAUCGUUCCAAAGGACAAAUUCUAAAUGCCAUUAGUCGCAUACGAUACCCCAGGGGUAGUACGAGGACCGGAUAUGCUAUGCGGUACUGUUAUAGCCGGGUGUUCCGGUAUGCACGGAGAGGAGUUCGUAAGGUUGCUAUAGUAAUGACUGAUGGAAGAUCAUAUGAUAGUGUGGUGUCUCCUGCAAAUUUGUUCCGACGAGCAAACAUCAAAUGUUAUGCGGUUGGAAUCGGUCGGAAAUACAACAGUAGACAGCUCUUACAAAUAGCGGCAGGACGUAGAAGUCACGUGAUAACAGCCGGGUUUAGACAAUUGGGCUCUAUAGUGGGUACUAUACAACGACGAGCAUGCAGAGGUACACGCCCUGUCAGACCCCCAGUAAGACCACCAAGAGGGGCGUGCCGUGCUCGGGUCGACUUGGCUUUCGUCAUCGAUGGUUCAGGAAGCAUCGAGCAGUAUGGCAGAGGAAACUUCCGACGAUGCCUCAACUUCGUCAGAGCGAUUGUCAGCCGCUUUAACUUCAGAGGCGGGCAAACCCGAGUAGGAGUCGUACUGUACUCGUCAAGUCCUCGUCUGAUCUUCGACUUUCGACGUUAUCGUUCCAAAGGACAAAUUCUAAAUGCCAUUAGUCGCAUACGAUACCCCAGGGGUAGUACGAGGACCGGAUAUGCUAUGCGGUACUGUUAUAGCCGGGUGUUUCGAUAUGCACGGAGAGGAGUUCGUAAGGUUGCUAUAGUAAUGACUGAUGGAAGAUCAUAUGACAGUGUGGUGUCUCCUGCAAAUUUGUUCCGACGAGCAAACAUCAAAUGUUAUGCGGUUGGAAUCGGUCGGAAAUACAACAGUAGACAGCUCUUACAAAUAGCGGCAGGACGUAGAAGUCACGUGAUAACAGCCGGGUUUAGACAAUUGGGCUCUAUAGUGGGUACUAUACAACGACGAGCAUGCAAAGGUACGCGCCCUGUGAGACCUCCAAGUGGAGGGAGGGGAAUUUGUAACCUUCCAAAAGUAACUGGUCCUUGCCGUGCUGCAAUGCGAAGAUGGUACUACAAUAGGGCCACAGGAAGGUGCCAGAUGUUCAUUUAUGGCGGGUGCCGAGGAAAUGCUAAUAACUUUGGGUCAAAAGCUGAAUGUGAACGAAAAUGCCUCAGAAGAACGUGCCGUGCUCGGGUCGACUUGGCUUUCGUCAUCGAUGGUUCAGGAAGCAUCGAGCAGUAUGGCAGAGGAAACUUCCGACGAUGCCUCAACUUCGUCAGAGCGAUUGUCAGCCGCUUUAACUUCAGAGGCGGGCAAACCCGAGUAGGAGUCGUACUGUACUCGUCAAGUCCUCGUCUGAUCUUCGACUUUCGACGUUAUCGAUCCAAAGGACAAAUUCUAAAUGCCAUUAGUCGCAUACGAUACCCCAGGGGUAGUACGAGGACCGGAUAUGCUAUGCGGUACUGUUAUAGCCGGGUGUUUCGAUAUGCACGGAGAGGAGUUCGUAAGGUUGCUAUAGUAAUGACUGAUGGAAGAUCAUAUGACAGUGUGGUGUCUCCUGCAAAUUUGUUCCGACGAGCAAACAUCAAAUGUUAUGCGGUUGGAAUCGGUCGGAAAUACAACAGUAGACAGCUCUUACAAAUAGCGGCAGGACGUAGAAGUCACGUGAUAACAGCCGGGUUUAGACAAUUGGGCUCUAUAGUGGGUACUAUACAACGACGAGCAUGCAGAGGUACACGCCCUGUCAGACCCCCAGUAAGACCACCAAGAGGGGCGUGCCGUGCUCGGGUCGACUUGGCUUUCGUCAUUGAUGGUUCAGGAAGCAUCGAGCAGUAUGGCAGAGGAAACUUCCGACGAUGCCUCAACUUCGUCAGAGCGAUUGUCAGCCGCUUUAACUUCAGAGGCGGGCAAACCCGAGUAGGAGUCGUACUGUACUCGUCAAGUCCUCGUCUGAUCUUCGACUUUCGACGUUAUCGUUCCAAAGGACAAAUUCUAAAUGCCAUUAGUCGCAUACGAUACCCCAGGGGUAGUACAAGGACCGGAUAUGCUAUGCGGUACUGUUAUAGCCGGGUGUUUCGAUAUGCACGGAGAGGAGUUCGUAAGGUAUAA